UCCACUCGGCCAAAAUCUCCCCAUCUUCAUUUCCUCCCCGAACCAAGCAGUGCCUACUUGUCUCCCUCCGCGAAUCUCUCCCUCCCACGCUGAUCUCAAUCUGCCCGUCCCUCCACGGGCCUGCGCCGCCUCCCUCACUCCCCGCCGCAUCGCCGGCGGCCUCAGCUUUGCACGCUCCGAUGGUGCCGAGAUUGGUCACUUGCUAGUGCUGGCGGCUCAACCUGCGGAAUCGCGGCACCGCCAUGGAGACUCCGCUGACGGUGCAGAUUGUCGAGUUCAACACCAAGGUGAUGCAGGAGGAGCUGAAGAAGCUGGGGCUCAAGGUCAACCACCAUGAGGCCAACAUCACGUUCCUCAAGUCUGAGAUCUAUGCUAUCGAAGAGUCGAUUGCCGACCUGACAAUUAAACGUGGAAAGAAGUUUGUAGCUUCAAGUAAUGGUACAUCAGUUCAAGAAGCUGAACAGCGUACAAUUGAAAGCAUAUGUAAUCAGGACAAGACAGCAGCUUCGCUUAUAUGCCAGCUCAAGAAACGUCAUUCUGCACAAAUAUCAACAAUGCCAAUGAUGAAAGAUAUCCUUGGUGUUGUGGCUACCUUAGGAAAAACAAAUGAUGAUAAUCUAAGCAGCCUACUCUCAGAGUACUUGGGAAUAGACAAUAUGCUUGGUCUUGUUUGCAAGACUUAUGAUGGCAUAAAGAGUCUUGAAACAUAUGGCACAGAAGGCAACAUUGAUAAGAAAAGUGGAAUUCAUGGACUGGGUGGCUCAAUUGGAAAGUUUCUGCAUGGGAGGUUUACCGUGUUUUGUCUUGAAAACAUAAGGCCAUUUUCCGGAGAAGUUGUGAUUGAUGAUCCACAAAGAUAUCUUAUGCUGCGUAAACCAAGGUUGCCUAACGGGGAGUCUCCUCCUGGUUUUCUUGGUUUCGCAGUAAAUAUGAUACUUAUGGACCAGGCAUACUUGAGUUGUCUCACACCCCAUGGCCAUGGUCUUAGGGAGACUUUGUUUUACAGUUUGUUUUCUCAUUUACAAGUUUAUAAGACUACAGCUGAUCUACGGCGUGCUAUUCCCUUCAUAAAUGAUGGUGCGGUUUCUCUAGAUGGUGGUAUAUUGAGGCCUAAUGGUUCAUUCUGCCUUGGUGAUAGGAAAGAUGUAGAAGUGAAAUUUACUGUAGCUUUAAGCUCUGGGGAUUCAAACACACCUGGAAGUAUCACUGAAGUGGAAGAGCAAGUUAAACUGAAGAACUGGGAGAAGGAAAGGCUUGUCGAGGAUAUAAAAAGGGAGGAAGAUUUGUUAAAGCAAGUUAAGGACUCAUUCAGCAAUCAAAAGCAACAGCUUGUGGACUAUAUCACUCAAUCACCAGCGGCAAAGAGGGUGCAGGGUUCACCAACCAUUCGCUCACCUGCAACUCCGGGAAGUAAUCCAUUUGCAGCAACUCCUGGGCGUAACCCGUUUACAUCAACUCCUGGAAGUCACCCGUUUGCUACAACUCCGGGAGGCAACCCAUUUGCAGCUGCUACUCCUGGAGGUCACCCGAUUGCAGCAACUCCUGGAAGUCACCCGAUCGCAGCAACUCCUGGAAAUAUUUCGUUUGCAGUCAAGCCUCCCCACAUGCGCUGACAGCGUAAAUGUCCGCAUGCGAUUUCCUUUUGCUGGGAGUUUGUCAUGCUCUGGUUUUAUCCAUCCGUAACCAACUGCAUUUUGCGAAGUUCUUAACGCUAGAUUCUAGUGCACAGUAGGGAUGCAAAAAGUUAGUACAUAACCACCGACUUUUGUUCAUAAGUUGGGGCCUGUCUCCGGUCUCUUAUUUUGUUACUAGUCCUUUUGUGUAUCUCGUUGAAAGGGAAGAUAAGGUGAUAGAAGAGUCCCCACCUAACCAAAUUCAAGAGAAGGUUUGACAGCAACAUUGAAAUGCCAGUCUGGUUUCAGCAUUAGCUGAUCUGCUUCACUUCUGAACCUUCCUGCUGGAAGAAGGCAGGAGGAGUUUUUUGUUUCUUCCCAUCAUGCUUGUAGGAAACAUGAUGUAACAAAUCAGCGUAUUGUCAGCGAAGCAGCAAGCAUAUGUUAGUCAGAAGUGACCA
Messenger RNA from Triticum aestivum (bread wheat), 2074 nucleotides. Its product is annotated as protein DEFECTIVE IN MERISTEM SILENCING 3. Lineage: Eukaryota; Viridiplantae; Streptophyta; Magnoliopsida; Poales; Poaceae. The record is from RefSeq and is a predicted model, not a curated record. The coding region runs from base 243 to 1613 and encodes 456 amino acids. The transcript has 8 exons.